Messenger RNA from Zonotrichia leucophrys gambelii, 1265 nucleotides. RefSeq names its product LIF interleukin 6 family cytokine (gene LIF). Gene Ontology annotation, biological process: positive regulation of cell population proliferation; leukemia inhibitory factor signaling pathway; regulation of cell differentiation. The record is from RefSeq and is a predicted model, not a curated record. Gene Ontology annotation, molecular function: leukemia inhibitory factor receptor binding; cytokine activity; growth factor activity. The transcript is spliced from 3 exons. Gene Ontology annotation, cellular component: extracellular region. Lineage: Eukaryota; Metazoa; Chordata; Aves; Passeriformes; Passerellidae. The coding region runs from base 1 to 636 and encodes 211 amino acids.
AUGAAGUUCGUACCGGCAGGCGUCGUGCCCUUCGUGGCCCUGCUCCUGCUGCAGAGGCGGCCCGUGGCCGGCCGGGCGCUGCUGGUGAGCGGCUCGGGCUGCCCCAGCCACGGCCUGUGCCGCUCCAACGUGCAGGAGCAGACCCGCAGGCAGGUGGCCGUGCUCAACGCCACCGCCCAGGAGCUCUUCAGCCUCUACCUGAAGUGCCAGGGAGAGCCGUUCAGCAGCGAGAGUGACAAGCUCUGCAACCCCGCCGGCAUCUUCUUCCCCGCUUUCCGCGUCAACCGGACGAGCGAGAGGAAGGAGGUGAUGGUGGCCAUGUACAAGCUCUUCGCCUUCCUCAACGCCUCGCUGGGCAACAUCACGCGCGACCAGGAGGAGCUCAACCCCAUGGCCAAAGAGCUCCUCGAGAGGCUCCACAACACCACCAAGACCACCCGAGGCCUCAUCUCCAACCUCACCUGCCUCCUCUGCAAGAACUACAACAUCUUCCAGGUGGACGUCAGGUACGGGGACAGCUCCAAGGGCAAGAGCGCCUUCAAGAAGAAGCAGCAGGGCUGCCAGGUGCUCAGGAAGUACGUGCAGGUCAUCGGGCAGGCAGCACGUGUCCUCCUACCUCAUCUCAGCCCUUCAUGAGCGCCCGCCCCGCCUGCGCUGCCUCUCUGCUGCUCGCCGGCCCCGCCGCUGCCUCCCCAAUUCCCGCCUUCCUAUUUAUUACCCGGAGCCCCAUCCGCCCUCCGGUAAUUUAUUGGCCCUUGACGGGGUGAACGUGUCAGCCCGGAGCGUCCGGGCAGGGCAGAGCCAGCACCCAGCGGGACGAGGCAGGGCAUCCCCGAGGAGCACGGGCUGGUCCCGGGAUGUGCCUCAGCCGUCCCCUGGCUCCCACCGGGUGUGGGGAGCCGUGGGGGUGGCAGCAGGGCCGGGCUGUCCCCUAAGGACGGUGUCACUACGGAGAGCACGAGGACAGAUGCCCCUGAGCACCAUCUGAACGCCUUCGCUUCCCUGGAGAAAGGAUUGUGAGGAAGGACAUGGGGAUGCAGGGACAUGGGGACACGCUUCCUCUGCACAUUUUGUGUCUGGGCUCCCCUGCAAGGAGCCAAACUGAGGGUACUGGUGGCUGUGCUGGCAGGGGCUGGGUCCCACCGUCUGGGACAAAGCCACCUGUGUGGGACAGUCACCCCACUGUGGAACAUCAUCCCCCCGCGCGGGCACAGCGGGGCACGGAAUGUCCUCUCCUUUGGGAAAGCGCUUUUCCCAUUGGAAGG